AUGAGGUGCCUCCAUACGGAUCUCUGUGACAAACGCUUGGCUCCUCAGAGGCUUGUGGUAGACCUAUUGAUCCUGGAGUGCAGAUCUCAUGAGCAAUUGCUUUUUCUAAUUGGUGCUGGGAAAAAAUGUCGAAAAAUGGCUCAAGAAGCUCAGAGCGAGCCUUAUAUAAAAGUAAAAGCAGUUGCCUCUUUUUCUCCUCCUCUCCAGCCCACAACUUCUUAUAGACUGGAAGGCGAUUGCACUCUAACGCAGAAAAUUGAGCUCCUUCGGAGCUCUCGCAGGUACCGAGACGGGCGCAGGCUGAUUCUUGAGGGCCCGCUUGACCUGCUAACAUUGAUCCUCGUGUGCACCCAGACGAACCUCGUGCGCCUCCAGGCUUUCGCCUUUGCCUCCUCGAGACCCUUGUUGACCUACAUUCCUCGCGCGCACCGGCAGAAGAUUCAGGUCUCCACUGUUCUGGCAAAGGGUGUCCUUCUGAACAAGGCUCAUUGGCCAGUGCGUGGCUUGGAUUCCCAGGAUCAUCUGACGAAGCUGCAGGCGACUGGCGCUUGCUUAGCUGCAGGAGACGACGAGUGGAACGCCGCUGCGUCCGCUGAUCCUGAGGCAGCACUUCAGUCUGUCCUAGCUGCCGAAGGUGAUCCCUCUCUGAUGCUGCGAGACGCCGAGUGCGGACGCCUGGUGAUGGAGGUUGUGGCGCUGCUUGUGAGUCAAGGGCCUGUCGGUCUACAGUGGGCAUCGUUUCUCUCGGUGACAAACCACCAGACCUUCGUCUUUGUCGCUUCGCUGCACGACUUGACGCGCCAAACCCCUGAUUAG
Eimeria necatrix is the source of this 816-nucleotide messenger RNA. RefSeq lists its product as hypothetical. Lineage: Eukaryota; Apicomplexa; Conoidasida; Eucoccidiorida; Eimeriidae. The record is from RefSeq and is a predicted model, not a curated record.